GUCCGCGCAGGCGCAGUACAGUAGGAAGAUGGACGCGAUGCGAGUCUGAAAGGCAACCCCAGACCGAAAGUCCCAAACCAUGAAUAUUGUGGGCCAGCUGGCAGAGACCGUCUUCGUGACGGUGAAGGAGCUGUACCGCGGCCUGAACCCGGCCACCCUCACCGGGGGCAUCGAUGUGAUCGUGGUGCAGCAGCCCGACGGCUCCUUCCAGUGCUCCCCCUUCCACGUGCGCUUUGGGAAGCUGGGCGUGCUGCGCUCCAAGGAGAAAAUCGUGGACAUUGAGAUAAAUGGAGAGCCAGUGGACCUGCACAUGAAGCUUGGAGACAAUGGAGAAGCUUUUUUUGUUGAGGAAAACCAAAAUAUGGAGGUCCCAGCCUAUUUAUGUACCUCCCCGAUUCCCCUUGAGCUCCCCGAAGAGGUGGAGGAGGCUGCUGAAGGGACGCCCGUCAUCGGGGUCGGUGCUCGCAAAAAGAAACGGCGGCGCAAGCGCGUGCGCUCGGAGAACCACCCGAGAGAGGAGGCCAGCACCUCAUCUGAGGAGAGAGAGGCAGAUCCACAGGACAGUCCUGCGUCAGAGGAGAUGUCCACUCCGCUGCAGCUCAGUAAAUCCAUAUACUACUCGCUGUCUGAGGAGCCUGGUGAGGAUCUGGGAGCCGCUCAGACCAGAGAGGCGGACCAACAUCCAGAGCUGUCGCCUUCAGGGAGCGUUUUCUGCAGUCAGCCAGCAUCUCCAGGGAGUGACUGUGAUCUCCUAGAAAGCCAGGAUUCACCUGGACUCCAGAUGCAGUGGAACUGGGGAGGCUUCCCGACGCUGUGUCAGCCUGAGAUUACACCAGCAGAGGUCUCCUGCUCUCAUUUCCGCACCAUAGAGAGACAAGACUCCUUCGACCUGGACAGUGAGCCUGCCAUCUGCUGCGGGACAGCUGACAGUGUGAACGUGGUUAAACCGGAGCCCAGGAUGAGCGCCGCCGCUUCAGCAGCCUCGUCUCCUCAGAGGAACCCUCACGUCAGCCACUCGACCUCUAAAGAGCUUUUCAUGUCCUGUGUCACGUCAGUGGAUGCAGACUCUGCAGAUAUACCUGAAUGCACACAAAACACGGAGCAGCAACAUCAAGUCACUGAGAUUACUGAUUGCUGCAGCACAGGAGGCACUGAGACUGCUGAGUGUGGAAAGGAUGAUGAGACCAAAGCAAAAAAACAUCUUACGAAAGAGAGCAAGGGCUGUGUGGUCCAGGAAACAUCAGAGCCUCAGAUGGAGGUUCUACUAUCCGAGGAGAGCAAUGGAGGUGCUGAGGAGCAGGGGGGAGGAAUCGAUCCCUGUGCUGGAGGAGGAGAAGCCAGUUCAUCUAGACCGAUGGACGAACCGCUCACUGACAGAUCUGCCCCCAAAGCAGACUCAAAAGACGGCAGGGUCAGCUUUACGACUGUGAGGAAAACCCCUCCCUCUGAAACGGGGUCCAGAGAGGAGCAACAGGACAGGAGGAAAGGUAAGAGGAAUCAUCAUCUGGGACCGACGGACAUUUACCUGGAUGAUCUGACCUCACUUGACCCUGAGGUGGCUGCGCGGUAUUUCCCCAAAAGUGAUGCAGAGACGGCGUGUCUGCAGGGGGCGGAGCCGAGCUCCUGUUCCGGCAGCCAGACGCCGCAGUCGGUGGGCAGUGGAGCGAUGGACAGCGGAACAGAAUACCUGUCAGACUCCGCCUCCUACACCAUGGACGUCAGCAUGUCGCUCUGCGGACGAGUGGGGGACACCAGCCAGAUUACCAAAGAGAAGUUCAAGGAACACCUAGUGACGUACCAGGACUUCGUCGGUAAUCCAGGCAUCAUCGAAGAUCCCAGUCUUGUCAUCUGUGUAAACUCCAAUUAUUACAACUGGGCCGUGGCUGCACCAAUGAUCCUCUCCAUGACCGCCUUCCAGAAGAAUCUGCCAAAGAGUAGCAUUGACCGACUGGUGAAGGAUAAGAUGCCAAAGAAGUCUGGACGUUGGUGGUUCUCGUGGAGGCGCAGAGAGAUGGCCGACAGUCAGCAGAAAGGGUCAAAGGAGGAGCAGGAGGAGCCGUUGGCAGGAGGAGCCUCCUCCACUGUGAGAGCUACUCUAGAUGACGCCGACAGCGAUGAAGCAGCAGGACUCGGUCGGAAAGCCACCCUUCCGUCCAGCCUCUCCUCAGACACGCUCACCGCCACGCAGUCCGUCAGCCAAGUGUACCGCAAAUCCCUCCGCCUGACUUCCCAGCAGAUAGAGCACCUGAACCUGCGUGAAGGAGCCAAUAAAGUGGUGUUCAGCGUGACCACCCAAUACCAGGGCACCUGUCGCUGCGAGGCCGCCAUCUACCUGUGGAAGUGGGACGACCGCGUCAUCAUAUCAGACAUUGAUGGCACCAUCACCAAGUCUGACGCUUUGGGUCAUAUUCUACCUCAGUUUGGAAAAGACUGGACACAUAAAGGGAUCGCCAAACUCUACCACAAAAUACACCAAAAUGGCUACAAGUUCUUGUACUGCUCGGCGAGGGCGAUAGGCAUGGCCGCCAUCACCAAAGACUACCUGCAGUGGGUCAACGACAAAGGAACCGUCCUCCCCAAAGGGCCCGUUUUACUGGCCCCCAGCAGCCUCUUUUCAGCCCUACACAGAGAGGUGAUUGAGAAGAAACCAGAGGUGUUUAAGGUGGCCUGCCUGAACGACAUCAGAGACCUUUUUAACCCCGGCAGACAGCCGUUCUAUGCAGCCUUCGGCAACAGAACUAAUGACGCUUAUGCUUACAAGAAGGUUGGAGUCCCUGAAACCAGGAUUUUUACCGUCAACCCGAAAGGAGAGCUCACCCAGGAGAUGACUAAAGGCAACAAGUCCUCGUACAGUCACCUGAGUGAGCUGGUGGAGCAUUUCUUCCCCGCGCUGUCUGCCUGCAGCAGCACCUCCUCUGUUUUGGACUGUCCCGAGUUCAGCAGCUUCUCCUACUGGAAGGAGCCGCUGCCACAGCUGGAACUGGAUGCACUGCUUUGAGCCCAAAGAACAUUCAAGUUCUCCAACAUUUCCCAGCAUGCCUUGGGUGCAUGGUUCGUGCCUGUUCUUGAGCCACCAAAGGAACCGGGACACCAGGGACUGAAUCAAAGAGAAAUCUAAGGAAAGGAAUAUUUUUAUGGAAGUAUUGCCACCUUGGCGAAAAAGAUUUAUCGUCUGAAAACCGUUACAGAACAGUUUCCUUUAUUCACAGGGGAAAACUGCGUGAGACUUCAGGUACAAGUAUCAAAAACACCUUAUUUUCUGAUGUAAAUGUUAAAACUUUGACUUUGAUCCGUUUGAGAUCCUACUUUGAUCAUUACUGAUUAUAAAGGUUUGGAGGGUGAAUGAAAAAUAGCACAAAAAUUCUCUCUUUUUAGCUGGAUUUUAACUUUUUUAACUAGAAAGGUAUUUGCACUACAUGACUAAAGCAGAGCUUGAUGGGAACAUUUCCAUUCACUUCACAGACUAUGUAAGCUGAGUUUGUUUAUGUGGUUCAGAUGUUUCUUUUUUAAACCUAUAAAUGAGUUUUUCUAUCGAUCAAAAGCACAUAAAUAUAAAUUAUUUUCAACA
Molecule: messenger RNA, 3568 nt
Organism: Oryzias melastigma (Indian medaka)
Lineage: Eukaryota; Metazoa; Chordata; Actinopteri; Beloniformes; Adrianichthyidae
Product: zgc:123305
Exons: 20
Coding region: 80-2998 (972 amino acids)
Biological process (GO): triglyceride biosynthetic process; cellular response to insulin stimulus; positive regulation of transcription by RNA polymerase II
Cellular component (GO): nucleus
Molecular function (GO): transcription coactivator activity; phosphatidate phosphatase activity
Source: RefSeq, a predicted model, not a curated record